This is a messenger RNA of Fulmarus glacialis (Northern fulmar), 507 nucleotides long. Its product is annotated as tripartite motif-containing protein 10-like. The annotation marks the transcript as partial. The transcript has 3 exons. Lineage: Eukaryota; Metazoa; Chordata; Aves; Procellariiformes; Procellariidae. The record is from RefSeq and is a predicted model, not a curated record.
GGGAAGGUGGCCUCGGAGCGGCAGAGGCUGCGGGACACCUUCAAGGAGCUGCAGCAGUUCCUGCGGGAGCAGGAGGGCGUCCUGCUGGCCCAGCUCGACCAGGCGCACGGGGAGCUCACCAAGGAGCGCCGCAAAUACGUCUCCAGCGUUUCAGAGAGGAAAUCGCUGCUGGACACGCUGAUUGCGGAGAUAGAGAAGAAACGUGACCAGCCGGUGGUCGAAUUCCUUACGGAUGUUGGCAAAACCCUGAGCAGGUACGAAACGGGCUCAGCGUCGCUCUCCUCCCGCACAGCUCUUCUGGGCAGAGAUUUGGAAAUGCUGCAGGCGGCCGAACAGCAGCCGCUGGGCGGGAGGAGGGUUUGCCCUGCUUGCUGUGAGGUGGCGAAGGCCCCGAUCCCGGAGCCGGUUUCCCCGGAGCUGCGGAGGACCGUUAACAGCCUCUCCGAGAUGAGCCAGCUGGUCGUGGGUGCGGUGGCCAGAUUCAAAGGUAAAGCAAAGAAGCGGUGA